Messenger RNA from Eptesicus fuscus (big brown bat), 1877 nucleotides. RefSeq names its product proline rich 15 like (gene PRR15L). The transcript has 2 exons. NCBI's taxonomy places the organism in Eukaryota, Metazoa, Chordata, Mammalia, Chiroptera, Vespertilionidae. The record is from RefSeq and is a predicted model, not a curated record. The coding region runs from base 290 to 592 and encodes 100 amino acids.
CUGUUUACUUAGCCGGGAGGGGCUGGGUUUCAGGUUCACCUUGACUCCUGGAGGCACAGGGAGCAGGUAGCCCCGCUCCUGCACCUGUUUCUCCUGCACCUGCCGCACAGCUGCUCCGACCCAGCUCCCCUGGCCGAGCCGUGCCUGGCGCAGCACCCUGGCGGCACCCCCAGCUCCCCCAGGCUCCCCUCCGGGCAGCGCCUGCACUCAGCCCCUUCUCUAGGGAGGGGCUCACCUCGGCCUGCUGCAGCCAGGACUACAGAAGCCCCCCCUCCGCUCAGGGAGCACCAUGACCGAAGUGGGCUGGUGGAAGCUGACCUUCCUCCGGAAGAAGAAAUCCGCCCCCAAGGUGCUGUACGAGCUCCCGGACACCUAUGCCCAGACGGAGGGCAGCGCAGAGCCCCCGGGGCCUGAGGGCGGGGGUGCCCCCAGUGACUUUAACGCGCGCCUGGAGAAGAUUGUGGACAAGAACACGAAGGGCAAGCACGUCAAGGUCUCCAAUUCCGGCCGCUUCAAGGAGAAGAAGAAGGUGCGGGCCACCCUGGCGGAGAACCCCAGCCUCUUCGACGACAGGGAGGGCCAGGGACAGUGAAGGGGGCCCAGGAGGACGCUAGCACCUCCCUGCUGUCAGCUGGAUCUGAGCAAGGAGCUUGCCACGCUGGCCUCUUUGGCCGCAGCGGAAGCCCUGGGGGCAGCGGAUGCCUGCUGGCAGGAAAUGUCCGGUUUUAGGUUUGUAUUUAUGGGCCCCGGCUUUCUGGGAAGCCUGGGAGAUGCCAGGGUCCUCCCACCGCCCCCCACCACAUAUAAAGGCACUUCGGUUCAAGGAUGACAAGUGCCACCCAGGAAGGACAGCCCUCCUUGAGGCCGUGUCAGGGCGGGCAGGGAGGCGGACACGGAACAGAGAGAGGGAGCCUGAUGGACUUCACUUCCGCCCAGGGCACGGGGUCAAGGGUGAGUUUGACUUGCUGCUCCCUCUGCUGUCUCUACCCGUGACUGUUCCCUGGACCAAUCCUGAGAGUGCAUUUUCCAGAAGACAUGUGAUGGGGGAUCGUUUCCAGGAGCCAGAGGUGGGCUGAACUUGAGCUCACCUCCUAACACAAGUGGGAAACUUCUGGGAACUUUGCCCCCAGAUGUGCAGGGGGAGGAGGACCCUGGCACUCCCUGGAGGUGCUUCAGAAGGCCAGGUUAGGGACCCCAUGGGUCCAAGUUAGGGGGGGGGGGAAGCUGGUAGGACCUAACAGCAGCCAGUUCUUCCCUACCCGUAUUUAAGAUGGAUCAGCCCCAGAGAGGAGUCCUGGAGCCUUGAAUUUAAAAAAAAUAAUAAUUGUAGGUUUCUCCCUUUGUAAUAAACAAUGCUGCAAAAGCUGAGAAUCAAUCUACACGCUCGUCUUCCAUUCAUUGAGAGGACAGUGUUUUAGGCCUUUGUUUCCCUUCAUGUUAAGUGGAACCUGGUGCUCAAAUCGCUCCUCUCACAUUUCACACAGGGUCCCAGGUGUCGGGAUGUAGGGACUGGGACACUGAUUUCACCCUCAAGCCACCCUUCGCCCUGGGGGGUAGAGAGGACAUAGGAAGGAGCUGGCGGCGCCCCCGUGGUCAGUCCCUCUGGUCCACAGAGGCCAGCAGGGGCUGCAGGAGAACAAAGCAGACCUCUGGGGACUGACCCAGAGUCGCAGUGGUUUGGUUUGGGAUCAAGAUUCAAAUUCUGGUCCCGCCCCUCAGCAGCUGUGUGAUUGGGGGAACAUUAAAAAAAACCACCUCCGCUGAACCCUGGCCGGGUAGCUCAGUUGAUUAGAGCAUCGUCCCAACACGCUGCUGGUUCCAUCCCCAGUCAGGGCACACAGAAUGAAUGCAUAAGUAAGUGGAACAACAAAUCAAUG